AUGGAUUCCAACCAAACAAUCCCUCUGUCUGAACGGACAGGUAUCUCCUCGCAUGAGACGCUCUUCCUAGAUGCCAUGAUCCCAGGAUACUCGCUAGUCUCACGCUUCCUGCUAUCAUACCUCAAGAUCGAUCUCGCAGCUUAUCUCCAACAACUGAUUUUUUUGGUUAUGGUUGGUGCUGCCACCAAAUAUGCCAUUUCAUACAUCAGCGAUUUUGUCAAGGAGUAUCUGGUCUCCACUGCAGAGAUUCGCUUGGACGAUGAAACAUUCAACUACUUCAUGUACUGGAUCUCACGACAGCCACACAUGAAACGCACCAACCGCUUUGUUGCUGGUGUGAAGUCCAACGGCUACUGCAGCGAGGGGGAAUCUGAGGAUGAUGACAACAACCCAGACCAGGAUAAUGGCGAGUGGGAUGAGCCCGGUAGCGCUGAUGGCGUCUCCUGGGAUGAAUACUGGGCCAAGGUCAUGAGUCGCGACAAGUACAAGCCCCUUCGCUUUACUCCAUCCCAGGGCCGUCAUAUAUUCUGGUAUAAGAGGAGGCCCUUGAUGCUAGAGCGAAGGCAUCAGACCAGCAGCCACAGAUACGUCUUGAAUAAUGAGCGACUCUACCUUUCUUGUCUCGGUCGCGAUGCAUCUAUCCUUCGAACUGUCUUGAACGAGGCACAGCAGGCAUAUGUGCAGCGGGAUGGGAACCGCACGAUCAUCUACCGUGGUACUAACCGCUACUAUUCCCGUGGUGCAUGGGACUGGGCUCGGUGUAUGGCCCGGUCGCCGCGGCCGCUGUCGACGGUUGUGCUCGACCCACGGCAGAAGGACGAAUUCAUUGACGAUAUCAAAGAGUAUCUUCAUCCGCGUACCCGUCGCUGGUACUCGAACCGUGGGAUUCCAUAUCGACGUGGAUAUCUUCUACACGGUCCCCCUGGUACAGGAAAGACCAGUCUAUGCUUCGCUGCGGCGGGUCUGUUUGGCCUGAAGCUUUACCUUCUCAAUCUGAACUCCAAGUCUCUUGACGAAGAGAGCCUUGCUUCUUUGUUCUCCGAAUUGCCAAACAGAUGUAUCGUCCUUCUUGAGGAUGUUGACACGGCUGGGAUCACCAAGACCCGUGGUAAGACCAUUGCAGAUAUCGAUUCUAAAGAGAGCGAGGAUGACGCCGACCUCGAGGAGGUUCCCGCCGAGGAGGUCGAUGCCAUCGUCGUUGAGGAAGCUGUUAGUACUGACAAGGCCGAUGGAAUCACCCUGUCAGGCCUGUUGAAUGUGAUUGACGGUGUCGCUGCCAGCGAGGGACGUAUUCUCGUGAUGACUUCGAACCACCCGGAGAAGCUAGACGCAGCACUCCUUCGCCCUGGCCGAGUGGAUAUGAGGGUUGCCUUUGGAUAUGCCAGCAAGAUGGCCAUCGAGGAGCUCUUCAGCUCAAUCUAUAUGGCAAUGGAUGGGGACUCUCCUCGCACGUCCGCUGCCCAGCGCACCAAAAACGGGAAUUCGAAGCUCGCUAACAGUUUUUCCACCCCCAAUGGACAUACACGGAGCAAGAGCCUAGAGUUGCUGGAAAUAGAAGUGAAAGAGAAAGAAGCGCAUCAGACUUACCUCACAGAAUUGCGCUCUCGCAUAAAUACGCUGGCCAAGGAAUUUGCAUCAAUCAUUCCGGCUGAUGAGUUCACUGCUGCUGAAAUUCAGGGAUAUUUGCUCAACUAUAAAAACACCCCCGAGGUGGCCAUUAAGGGCGCAGGAGAUUGGGCGAAUACCCUACGGGAGAAGAAAAAAAGGCGCGAAGAAAAGCGUGUUUAG
Messenger RNA from Penicillium odoratum, 1788 nucleotides. Its product is annotated as BCS1 and AAA domain-containing protein. Lineage: Eukaryota; Fungi; Ascomycota; Eurotiomycetes; Eurotiales; Aspergillaceae. Bases 1 to 1788 code for a protein of 595 amino acids. The transcript has a single exon. Gene Ontology annotation, molecular function: ATP hydrolysis activity; ATP binding. The record is from RefSeq and is a predicted model, not a curated record. Gene Ontology annotation, biological process: mitochondrial respiratory chain complex III assembly; protein insertion into mitochondrial inner membrane from matrix. Gene Ontology annotation, cellular component: mitochondrial inner membrane.